GAUGGUGUGCUGACAAUUAAAUUUGGUGGUGAAUACGGGACGUACGUUAUAAAUCGACAAACACCAAAUAAACAACUGUGGUUAUCAUCGCCGACGUCCGGACCUAAACGAUCAUGGACGAAAUUAUGGAAGAUGGAAAUCUCGUUGAUCGAGUUAGAAUUCUAUUGCAAAGAGACAUGCAAUAUUACCAGGCAAUGCAGACAGUCCUCCGUGAGUCAUUGUGUAACCGAGUGAGUGGUGGGAAAUUGGAUUUUCCCCGGCACGCAUCAUUCGCAGCCGUCAAAAUAGUUAAGUGGUGGGAAGCUGAGUUUCUUAUUGCAUUCAAAUUUUCAUCUGGACUCUGUAUUUCGACACAAAACAAUUCUUCAGACCCAGCUGAUGAAGUUAUCAAAAAAACGAAACCCUCUGAUUUUAUUUUAUUAGUUGUUGAUACAUCCGAGCAAUUAAUUGAGCAUUUGCACACUUUAAUCCAAGAAUCACUCGACCACGCGGACUUAGCAGUCCUGACUGCGACACUUGGAGCUGCUGCACUAAUUAGAAAUUGUCUAUGGUGCUAUAAUCAGCAGUCUAAAGAUAAAAUCCCCAAGCAAAUAAGUGAAAAGCUCCACCUCUGCUACAAAUCGUAUCAAGAAAUGGCAGAAGCUGUCGCUGAAAAGCUUCUCGACCUCCAUUGUCGAUUAAUUUCUCUCUACAUUUUAAACGAAGCCGACUCACUUAAUUGGCAAAGCAAUAAGCCUUUUUUCGAGCGAGAAAGAUCUUCAUUUAUUAUUCAGAUGUGGUGGCUGUAUAUGCAGGGUACAAAGACAGACUUAUGGAACACUGUAUCACCUAAAAUGGCCCAAAGAAUAUUUGCUGGAAUGUUAAAUGAAUCAUUAACUAUUAUCGUCUCCCGGUUUAUUCACGGACGUCCAAGUUUAACGAGGUCACAACAAUUUUGGUCGGACGCAUUUAAUGUUUUGAGCUGCACUGGUUACCUCGCAUUAGCUGCUUGCGCUGAUGCCAAUGAACUUAUAGGAUUACGAAUCAACAAAUUACCAAUUGUGAUGAGAGACAUACACGCUAAAUGCCGCGAACUACUAAUUUGUUUACUUUUGCGUGGUACACCAUUGAAAAUUCUCUAUCAAGCUUGUCGAAAUGGAUUAGAAUGCAUGCCAACUCUUAAAAAACAAUCAGGACCAGCCCCUUGGUUAAUAAUAAGUGCCCCAAAGCUAUUUGGAUCUCCAACACUGAAGAGCGUUAAUUUAUCACUACCAGAAGAUCAAGCUCUUAUCUUGGAGAUAAAUGUCCUGAGAUGUCAACCACAGGCUAAAUGGACGCAAUUAUUAAAAGUGUUAUCAAUGAAUGAAUGCGCGGUCGCACGAAUGCUACUGAGUACCCUAAUUCGUCAAUGCGUGGGCAAAAACGAAGACGUAAUUUCAAUGGAGAGAUUGAAAGAAAAUUCGGGAGAUUGCGGUGGAUUUUUGUGCACAGGCUGUCAGCAAAAUCUGUCAAGUUUGCCGCCUACUUUGUAUCUCUACAGUCUGAUGUACGUAUUGAUCAACACGGCCAUGGAUCCACUCGACGUUGUCAUCCCCGCGCUCAAGCAAGAUAUUAAUUGGUCCAAUUAUCUUGAUAGACAGCAGGUAUGGAAUCAAUGUCGAGCUCCCUGGCUAAAUGCUCUUUUAGCACCAUUUAAAUCCAUCAUGACGCCUAUUGUUGAUACUCUGCUUGAAGCUAUAAAGACAGGUGCAAGUAUUUAUCAAACAAUGUCCCUUGCAUUGGCUUGCUUUUCUGAGCUUUUUAUGUGCACUCCAAUAACCGUGCUACGUAUUAUUAAUUUGAUCAAUAAAAAUAUACCCGCUCACUGUCAUCCUAUCGGCGGCUCGGUAUUCAUCCAAAUAUUCUGCGCUGCUCUUUACUCGGAAUUAUUAAUAGAAUCAAAUGCAAACAUCGAUACUUUUGAUAAAUCAGAGAUCCAAGAAACUCCAAGAAGCAUUGCUCAUUCUUACUCAUUUGAUCCUCAAGAUAAAGCCGCCUCUGCAACUGCACUUGCAGAAGCCGUUUGUAGUAUAGACGAAGACAACAAACAUACUGCGCAAAUAGAUGCUGUAAUCAAACGGGCUGAAGCUUGGAUUAAAGAAGAAGAAGAAAAUAGUCCGAGAAUGAAAAAGUUAAAUACUAGUUCUUUGUGGAUUGAAACUUGCGCUGAUGAAUUAUUAUUCAGUGCAAUUGGACGCCGAUCUUUAAAAAUUACUUAUGAAUAUUUGAUAUGCGCUUCGGACUGGACUUUAAAUAAUCUGAUUGAAGGACCGGAUGUAAUGAAAAAAGACUUUUUGAAUACUACCGACGCUUAUGUGCCUGCCAAACCUCUUACAUAUGUCAUGUUUCAUAUCGAUAAUAAUCCAUUUGAUCAGUGGCUAACAAAUUUAGAUGAAGCAAAUUGGCAAGUUAUGCUGAACGUUCCGUUAUCAGUGACUCUAGAUCGAAUUCAGAGUCAAAUUCUCGUGAGACCCGAGUUUAAAAACAUCGGAGAACUAUCUCUUGACGAUAAAGAUGUUGCGAUUGCUUUGAAACAGUUAUGCGCCGCAUUACAAUUUACUACUUUUGAAUAAUAAAUAAUUAUUGUUAUUGC
Cotesia glomerata is the source of this 2611-nucleotide messenger RNA. RefSeq lists its product as uncharacterized. The record is from RefSeq and is a predicted model, not a curated record. NCBI's taxonomy places the organism in Eukaryota, Metazoa, Arthropoda, Insecta, Hymenoptera, Braconidae. Bases 114 to 2591 code for a protein of 825 amino acids. The transcript has 14 exons.